Messenger RNA from Drosophila nasuta, 1488 nucleotides. RefSeq names its product absent MD neurons and olfactory sensilla (gene amos). Gene Ontology annotation, molecular function: protein dimerization activity; DNA-binding transcription factor activity, RNA polymerase II-specific; E-box binding. The transcript is spliced from 2 exons. Gene Ontology annotation, biological process: sensory organ development; positive regulation of transcription by RNA polymerase II; axon development. The record is from RefSeq and is a predicted model, not a curated record. Bases 542 to 1357 code for a protein of 271 amino acids. Lineage: Eukaryota; Metazoa; Arthropoda; Insecta; Diptera; Drosophilidae. Gene Ontology annotation, cellular component: nucleus.
AACGCUAGACCACAAGACAACUUAAGACAUGCAACAUCAAGAAGAAGAAGCAACAAUUUGGCUACUGGCCAAAAGCGUUGUUGGCCCACAAUGCGGUUUACCUGUUGUAAGUACCAUAGUUGUAAGCGUUAUGGUAAUUCCCACAAAAAGGCAAAGAAGAUCCUUUUGUAAGUACAAAGAUUGACCUUGGCAACAAUUGUGUGUUUGCCACCUGAAUUUAAAUAUGCAUAAAUGUGUAAAAAGCCAACUUCAGAAGCCGAACUUCGGGACAACAAAAGAAGUUUGUGCAGCAAAAUGAUAUGUGAUUACGCUGGCAGGUCAAACAAAGUAGGCAACAACAACCGAGGCAAUUAAACGUUUUGACCGCAAGCCAAAAACGGGGCACGCUCUUCAGGUAGACAACAAACAAGAAGAGGAUGGAAGAUGACGAAGACGAGGACGGAGAAGGUAGCGCAGCAAACAGAAAAACAGGAUCAACAGCGGCAACGUUGGCUUAGCGAAUCAGCAUCAGUUAUCCUUUGCACUUUGCACACGCAACAUCAUGUUGACCAACAACGAACUCCUCGAGCAAUUCUACUUCGGUGCCGAGAGCCAGGAGGCAACAUCCUCCUCCUCUGUGGAAGCCGAUACAGAGCCCAUCUUUAGCAGCGGCGAAGCGUAUCAGACGCUGGAACAAUUGAUCUAUCAACAGGAUCAGGAUUUCGCUGGCAGUGCGGAUAGUUUAUCCGAUGGCACCAACAGUUGCUCACCCGAACUUUAUUACGAUACGCCAGCCAUGUUGGAGCUAGAACAAAUGCUGAGCGCACAGACACAACAGCAACCCAUUGCGCCAGCUGCUCCCGCAAAACAUCAAGGCAAGGCAGCCAAAUACUGGACAAAAACAUCGUCGGCACGAAGCAAACCCUACGAGAAACCCACACAUCUCCAGCAGCCACCACAGCAAACUACACAGCUGAGCCAGCAACAUCUGCAACAACAUCAACUGCAGCAGCAACAACAUUAUCAACAGCAGCAACAUCUUCAACAGCAACAUCAGCAGCAGCCACAACUGCAGCUUCCACUUGUCCAGCAUCAACUUCUACAGCAGCAGCAUCAACAACUGCAACAACAACAUCAACAUCAGCAACAACCACAGGAUCAGGAGCAGCCAUGCGGCCCAGAAGUUGUGCGUAAGCGACGCUUGGCAGCCAAUGCUCGAGAGCGUCGUCGCAUGAACAGCUUGAACGAUGCCUUCGACAAGCUGAGGGAUGUGGUUCCCUCUUUGGGCAACGAUCGACGACUCUCCAAGUAUGAGACAUUGCAAAUGGCUCAGGCUUACAUUGGCGAUCUGCUCACAUUGCUCGCCAGAGAUUAUUAGUGGAAUUAGACAAAUUGACGAAGGACGAAGAACUCUUCCUGCUGUUGUAGCAACACUCGAACCUAGUGUAAACUUUUAAAGGCUGUUAGCUUAAGCGUAUUAUACUAACAAUUACUUUGUAAGCUAUUAUU